UCGUUACAUAUCUAUAAUUAAUUAUGCACGAAACCUAUCACCUAGAAUGCAUCAAUUCUCACCUAAAUUUCAUCUACUGUCACCCAGAGUAGAUCAAAUUUAAUUAUUGUGGGGACUCGCUUAAGGCUUAUUUAUUGGUAUACUCUUCAAGGGGGUUACACAAAAGGAAUUCUUUUCUGUGCAUUUGAUUAAUGGUUUUGUUCAUCACAGGGACUUUUAGUGGCUAUGGCCGCCUUAAAAUCCCCAUCACCAUUUUCAUUUUCUGUAGGAAUUCUUCCCCCAAAAAAGAAAAAGGAUUCACUUUGCAAUGUGCGUGUCAAUUAUAUUAGUUCUGAAAAUUUAGCCAUUAAACUACAGAACAAAGACAUACCACAUAACAAUAACACUGACUACAAUGCCUAUAUUUCCUCUAUGUUACGAUCGUGUUGGGGUUUAGGAUUGCUGAAGCAAAUCCAUGGCAAUAUUGUCAAAAAUGGGGCUGGAGACAAAAUCUCAGUGGAAGUUAAAGCUAAAAUUAUUGAUUUGUACGGCAGAUUUGGCGAUGUGGGAUAUUCGCGUAUUUUCUUCAAUGAAAUGCAGACUUCCAACAGGCUUGUGUGGAACACAGUGAUCAGAGCUUGUGCCAACAAUGACUACUUUGAGGAAACGCUUGAACUGUUUAAUCAAAUGCAGUUUGCAGGUAUAAAACCCAACAAGUUUACUUUUCCCUUUAUUAUCAAGGCAUGUACAGGACUUUUGGAUUUGCAGCAGGGUAGGGAGAUCCAUAAACUUGUCGUAAGAAAUGGCCUCGAAGCGGAUGGGUAUAUAGGGCCGGCUCUUGUAAAUAUGUAUGCCAAAUGUGGCAGCAUAGAGGAUGCACGCCAAGUGUUUGAUAAAAUACCAGAGAGAAAUUUGGUGCUAUGGGCUUCAAUGAUUUCUAGGUAUGUGGGAGUUGGAGAUGGCUAUUCAGCCUUGGGACUGUUUCGUGAGAUGAUGCAUCUGAAAGAGAUUGGGUUGGAUUUUGGGUGCUUUGCUGGUGGGCUUAGGGCGUGUGGCCUUACCAAUGGUCUGUUGCAGGGUAAGUCUAUACAUGCUCGGGUGAUUAGAUCUGGAUUUGAAUCAGAGUCCAGUGUGGUUUGUGCUCUGUUAAACAUGUAUGGCAAAUGUGGAUCUGGAUAUUUAAACAAACUGUUUGACAAAGUGCCUUCUACAGAUUUGUCAAUCUGGAAUACUAUGAUAUCAACAUGUGCAAAGAAUGGGUAUGGUUUGAAAGCCUUGGAAUUUUUUUAUGAAAUGCAGAAGUCUGGUAUCGAACCGAGUCCAUUCACUUUUGCCAAUGUGAUCCCUGCAUUUGCUCAUCUGGGAGAUCUAGAGCAGGCAAAGUGGAUUCAUGAAUGGGUAAUUAGAAGAGGGUUUGAGUCCAAUAUAUAUGUUGGGACUGCCCUUGUAGACAUGUAUGCUAAGUGUGGCAGUGUGGAGGUUGCUCGAGAGGUGUUUGAUAAAAUUCCUAGAAGAAAUGAAGCGACAUGGAUUGCAAUGAUUGCUGGGUAUAAAAUAAACGACCAGGCUGAGAAUGCUCGUGUACUCUUUAAUGAGAUGCAAAAGGCCAGGGUCAAGCCAAAUACUUCUGUUAGGUUUUUGUCUCGGGAUGCUCUGGCAGAUGGAGAUUGGCAGCAUUUUGAUGACAUGACUAAUGAGUUUAGCAUUGACCCUACAGUGAAGCACUAUGCUCACAAGGUUGACAUUCUCGGGAAUGCUGGACGUUUCGAGGAAGCAUGUGACUUUAUCAGAAAGAUGCAAUUAGAAGAUCUUGCUUCUGUGUGGGGGAUUUUGCUUGGUGCUUGCAAACGUCACUGCAACACUGAACUAGCAGAACGUGUGGCAGAAAAACUUUUCAAACUAGAACCUAGAAAUCCUAAAUGGUAUCAACUGUUGUCAGAUGUUUAUAGUGCUGCUGGCAGGAUGGAUGGCCUAGUUAAGGUGAAGAAGAUGAUGAAAGAGAGGAUGCUACCAAAAAUACCUCUAAGAAGCAUACUUCAGGUUUCUGCCUGCUACAAAGAAUAAGGAAUGUUGGAAUUUGGAGAAAGAAAUAAGAAGAUGCUUAAGAUGAGUUGUAAAUGCUGGGGAAAGACUGCUGGAAUAGUAAAAACAGUUGGCUAUGGUGCCAAUCUAUUUGGUUUACUGACGUCUGAGAACAAGGAGCAUCUGAGAGUUAAUCUGAAAAGUACUGCAAGCCUGACUACAGAGUAACUCAUUGAUGAAUGUAAGAUUAUCUACUGUUCCGGUCAUGAAACAAUGUCAAUCCUCUUGACAUGGACCACAAUAUUGUUGAACGUACAUCAAGGUUGGUGAGAGUGAGGUUACAUAGAGGUGUUGAAGUAUAUGGGAGAAACAAUUAUCCAGAUGCUGACAGGAUAAGUUGCCUCAAAAUUGUAAGGAUCAUCUAACAGAGACCUAAAUUUUUAUAUGAAUACCAUAAAAUAUUGAAUUUGUAAAUUAAUAAACUAGAGUAAGGGCUAUUUGCUGCCACCUCUUAUAAGGAAUUUGACUAAAGGCUCUAUCCUUUUCCCUGUACAUGAAGUACCUACAGAAUUUUAUUGCAGAUAUAGGGUUUAUGUGAAAUGAUAUUAAAGGAGGUCAAACUAUAACAGUUAGAGUGGGUAAGCAAUUGGGCUAAGAAACAAAACAAAAAAUACAGACAUUAUUUAAAAAUCAAAUCUAUUCAUAUUCUCUUAGCAAAAUAUCUUCACAGGACGUACUGGGAAGCAUACCCAAUUUAAUAAUAAUAAAGUUCAUUAUCAAUCAAGUACUAGGAUU
Messenger RNA from Cryptomeria japonica (Japanese cedar), 2796 nucleotides. Its product is annotated as pentatricopeptide repeat-containing protein At3g12770. Bases 226 to 2043 code for a protein of 605 amino acids. The transcript has 2 exons. Gene Ontology annotation, molecular function: protein binding; RNA binding. Gene Ontology annotation, biological process: RNA modification. NCBI's taxonomy places the organism in Eukaryota, Viridiplantae, Streptophyta, Pinopsida, Cupressales, Cupressaceae. The record is from RefSeq and is a predicted model, not a curated record.